UUAGUCAACUCCAUGUCGUGACGAAAUAACAGUGUUGUUUUUGUGACUUUCUGACCUGGAGUUUAGCCACUUGAAAAAAAAGCAAAGCAAUCAAGAGGCUUGUGAGGGAAUCUAUCGCAGCUGUCCACGUCACGAGAAUGUGUGUUGCCCUGAGACUGGUUUUUUACAUCGGCCUGAUUUCUCCAUCGUCUUUGAUUUUAGCUUCUAACUACAACGAUACUGCUCGUCUCUAUGCGGACAUACUCAAACCGUUCGACAACAGAAUACGGCCUGUGAUUAACCAGUCAGAACCCAUCACCGUUUACUUUCAAAUGUUCCUUCUCAAUAUACUGAACAUCGACGAACUCACACAGCAGGUCGACUUAAACGCAUGGAUCAACUUCUCGUGGGUGGAUGAGCUUCGAACCUGGGACCCUAGCAACUAUAAUGGGAUAUCGUCGAUUCACCCCAUGCCCCUGGACACUUGGAGGCCUCGGAUUCUCGUGUCCAACUCAGUGGCCAAACGAGACUUGUUCGAGGAUGACUACACUCCGCUCUACAUUUCGUCUGAUGGUAGGUCAAAGUGGUUUCCCGGAACAAUCUUUUCCAUUUCCUGUGACCUUGACAUCCGGUAUUAUCCUUUCGACAGUCAGACGUGCACUAUGUCAAUGAUGACGCAAGACUUCGGUACAAACGUCAAGCUUCACCCAGAUCCCUCGACAUUGAUGACCGGCAACUUCAAGCGGAACGGAGAGUGGGACCUGGUGAGCACUCGGGUCACACCCUCAACAAUUCUUUUCCCCGGUGCGUCUUUUUCCAUCCUGACGAUAGACAUAAUUCUAAAGCGCAAGCCAGUGUUUUUCGUGGUCAAUAUUUUGGUCCCGAUAAUGUUCAUAUCGGCUAUCUCCUCUAUCGUGUUUAUUCUCCCGGAAGACAGCGGCGAGCGGGCGUCUUUUGCGAUCACAAUGUUGCUGUCUUUGUCUGUGUUUUUGAGCACGGUGUCCAAUCAGCUGCCACAGAACUCUGAAAAUUUCCCCAUUAUCAUCAGUUACCUGUUUUCUUUGUUAAUUCUCAGCGGUACCACUGUCAUUGCCACUGUCUUACACCUGCGGUAUCGCCAGAAGAAAAAGGAGUCAACUCCAGACUCUGAUGGAAAUGACGCAUGCUAUGAUGGCCCUGUGCUGUCUGCUGGUCGCAAACGACACUUCCAUAAUGCCAGUGUACAACCGGCAUGGGGGAGGGGAGAGAAGCAGUUGGCGGCAAUUUCUGAUGGUGACCAAUCUUUUCAAACACAGGACUUUACUCAAAGGAAAAUUUCUUUAAUUUCAAAUGACGAUGUGGCACUGGCAAGAGAGACAACAACUGGUCAUGUCAAACAGGCGAAUGACUCUCAAGUAUACUCAGUUGUGAUGGCGUACCUUAAAGAUUCCAAUGUAUUGCUCUUUGUCUUUUUCAAUACUGCAUGGCUGAUCUUAACAACUUACUUUUUAGUCGAGUUGAUGAGUUAGUGAAACUCAAACUUUUUACGAAGUCAGACCCAAAAGCUCAGAUAGAUGUAAAUGAUUAUGAACAUUUCACGCCCGCAUCAACACAUUUUGAUAAAUUCGGGGUGCGCUGCUUUGAUUCUGUGUAUCAGACCCAGCCCGGGUUAAAUGGGAUAAAGCAUUCAAGCAUAAAGUGAUAAAGUGCAGUCGAAUUUGUCCGACACGGCCAUCCAUUGUCGCGGUGAAUGGUCAUCUUAGACAGUUGGUCCUCAUGUAUAGUGUCACUGUAAUAUAGAACCUAAUCUGGAAGCCGUGCUCUCUGUCUACAGCAAUUCUCAAUAAAUAUUUGUUGUUUUUUCAUAUUCCCUGACAGACGAACAUGUUCGACCUACAGUAUGUCAUCCCCUAGUCUGUCGUUACGUUUUGCUUUUCUGUCUAGUUCCCCAUCAGAGAGUUGUGAGAAGUAACUAGUCUAGUUUUCUGUGACAACAGGGACAUUUUCUGAGGUAGCUUUUUGUUGUAAGCCUUUGGAACGUUUAUGGGUAUCUUCGGUUAAAUCGAUAGUGCCUCAAAGUAACUACAAUAUUAUGUUCAUAGCAUUCAUUUGGAUGUCAAGGUUAAAACCUCCUGUAAAGAGUUCGUUCUUGUUUACCCGCAGCAUAACAUGUACGGCCCCAUACGGGCGCAGUGUCUCCCUGUUCUUAUGGAGUUUGUCAGGACAUCUUCAAGAAUAAGUCGGGGUUGUUUUGGAGCGGAAAAGCAAGUCCAGGCUCUUGGGACUUGUUUUGCUGAGACUAGAUCUAGGCCUCUUUCUUUCUUUCUUUCGUUCUUUCUUUCUGUCUUUCUUUCUAGGUGUUUUCCGACGACUCCAACAACGAACUCCAUUUUGUUCUACCGUUUAAGUUGUUUUCGUUUCCUAGGUUGUACCCGUCUGCUAUCUGAUGGCAUCUUACCAACUUUUUUUGGAUCUUCCUCUUGAUAUUUUUUCUGUUAUUGAUCUCCAUUUAAUGCAUUUUUUUGUCCAUUGGUUGUUUUUCUCUCGGCCGAUGCGGCCAGCACAUUUUGAUUAUUUUAUUUUGAUUGAAGUACACAUAUUUUGGUAUCUGCUACUCCUGUUUGUACGUAGGCCUUGCGAGUUAAAAAUUCGAAAGUAGUGAAACAAAAAAUCACGAGCCUUAUGAGGUUGGAAAUAUUUAUUUUUCAAUUCUCAAUUAGCCGAGUAGAGAAAAAAAAGAUGUCUUUGAUAAAUCAACUAAGGGGCAGCAUGCUAGCAGUUAUUGGGACAGAUGCAGGGACUGGUAACUGGUAAUCACGGAUGUUGCUCUCAUACAGUUACCAUAAUGAUAUCUGAUUAGACCCGCAUGAUCACGGAAAGGAUGAGAUACCACGUAAUAAAACUCUUUCAUGAAACAAAA
This is a messenger RNA of Aplysia californica (California sea hare), 2878 nucleotides long. RefSeq names its product neuronal acetylcholine receptor subunit alpha-7. Gene Ontology annotation, cellular component: synapse; neuron projection; membrane. The coding region runs from base 138 to 1487 and encodes 449 amino acids. Gene Ontology annotation, biological process: nervous system process; signal transduction; monoatomic ion transmembrane transport. NCBI's taxonomy places the organism in Eukaryota, Metazoa, Mollusca, Gastropoda, Aplysiida, Aplysiidae. Gene Ontology annotation, molecular function: extracellular ligand-gated monoatomic ion channel activity; transmembrane signaling receptor activity; neurotransmitter receptor activity. The transcript has 2 exons. The record is from RefSeq and is a predicted model, not a curated record.